Messenger RNA from Episyrphus balteatus (marmalade hoverfly), 2328 nucleotides. Its product is annotated as BOS complex subunit ncln. NCBI's taxonomy places the organism in Eukaryota, Metazoa, Arthropoda, Insecta, Diptera, Syrphidae. The transcript has 7 exons. Gene Ontology annotation, cellular component: endoplasmic reticulum membrane. The record is from RefSeq and is a predicted model, not a curated record. Gene Ontology annotation, biological process: regulation of signal transduction. The coding region runs from base 161 to 1843 and encodes 560 amino acids.
GUCAAAUUUUCGGUCAUAAAAAAAUUUCUUUUCCAUUCCUGGGGUGCCGAAAAAAAUUCCCACAAAAAUUUAUUAUAAUUUUCUUUUCUCGAAUUUAGUUAAUAUAAAAUUUCUGAAAUAAAAAAACUCUUCCAAAAACAUCUACCUCAAAUCCAAUAUAAUGUUCGAAGAAGCUGAUAAUUUUGCGGACAUAUUCCGUGGUGGCCUUCCCUAUUAUCUUCUAAUUACUUUACCAAUUCUAAUUAUUUGUUCCUCGAAUCCAGUAUUGGCAUCUAGUGAAUUCACCGUCCAACGGAUGUCCCAAUUUGAUGUUAAUGGUGUUCCCUAUGGUUGUCGCGCAUCUGCAUUAACACUGGAAGCUAAGUCCUUGUAUUCUUGGGGAACGUCAAGGCAUUGUGUGGUGACAAAGUUCCAAGACAUGACAAUAGAUCAGUUUAGAGAGAUUCGCCAAAAAGCAGGCGGUUUGGUUAUCCUAUUGCCAAACAACAUUGCAUCGCUAUCGGCUGAAGAGAAAGAGCAUUUAAUUCUACUUGAGCAAGCAAUGUUGGCUCAAGUCUCAUCAAUUCCUGUUUACUUUUCUACCUACAACAAAGAUCUAGAUCAGGUUAUAACCGAUAUAACAAAAGCAAGUGACGCAUCCAAAGCUGCUCAACAAGCUGCAUCAGCUGGAAAAAUUGAGCGUCCUUCGGCACUUUCUGAACUUCUCAACAUGAUAUCAGCAAAUGGUUAUCAAAUUGUUGUAUCUGGUGCCAGUCAUGCGGCAAGCAAACAAAGUAAAAUUCCAAUUAUUCAAGGAGAACUUGCACCAACCAAGAAUAUGAAAGCUGCUGAAAUUGAAGUGAAUACAAAGUUGCCACUUAUUAUUAUCACAUCGCAUUUAAACACAUUUGGACUUUAUAAUGACUACCCUCUUAACGCCGACACUGCUGUUUUGUUAACUCUUGCUGAUCUAUUCAGUAAGCUCCAUAACACAGUUAAUACAGCUCCCAAAUUUCGUUUAAUGUUCUUGCUCUCGGAAUCAGGUUCAUUCUUAAACUUUCAAGGAGUCAAGAAAUGGCUUGAUGAAAAUGUUCAACUACAGAAUGUUGACUUUGUACUCUGUUUGGACACAAUUACUCAAGCUUUGAAUACAGAAAGUGGAGCUAUGUAUAUGCAUGUUUCGAAACCACCAAAAGAAGGAACCGCAAUGAACAACUUCUACAAACUACUCAAAUCAGUUGGCCAACAGCACAACAAUAUAACAGUUGAUGGUGUCCACAAGAAAAUCAAUUUAGCCGAUGUCCAGCUGGCCUGGGAACAUGAACGUUUCAGUAUGAAAAGAUUACCAGCUUUUACUCUAUCUAGUCUCAAAUCGCCAAAAGAACCCGUCCGAACGACCACAUUCAAAGACGAUACAAAUAAAAUUCUCUCGAGUACUCAACAAAAUACCAAAGUUAUUGCUGAAACACUUGCCCGAUAUAUCUACAAUGUAGAAGAGGGUGAAAUAUUCUCCGGUGCCAUAGAUAUUAAUAAGAACCUUAUUAAUUCGUGGAUUAAUAUUAAAUCAUUACAACAUAAUAACGAUCUUAAAAAUGCUUUUGAAAAGUAUUUGAAAAACGUUAAAAUCGUUUACGACAAACCAGACGUACGAGAACCCGAUUUUAUGCUCUACGAGGGACAAGAGGCUAACCUAUACGUGUACCGAGUGAAACCAGCCGUAUUUGAUCUGUUUUUAACAAUUCUAAUUGCGGCAUACUUGACAUCAGUAUACUUUUUUAUUCAACACUUCCCAGCGCUGUACACAUUGAUAUGUAAAAUGACAAAAAAUAUUGCACCAUCAACAUCCAAAGUUAAGUUAAAUUAAGUUCCGAAGUGCUUAAGCAAUUUUAAUAAAUAAGUUAAAAACAAACAAAAAUAAAUAAAACAACAAAUCAAUGAAUCCAAUAUCAGAAAAACGUAGUAUAGUUUAUUUAGAUUCUAGGAACUCGGUAAGACUCUAGAUGAAUUGUAUUUUUCGAAGUAAUGUUGUCAAAAAUAAAAAUUUAAAUUAAAUGAAAAAAAAAAAUGGUGGCGGCACCAGAUUAGUCCUAUUUCGUUGUCAUUUAAAAAUAAAAACUUUAUUAAUUUAAUUCAAAGAGUGGUGCUGGUAACAGAAACCAUUUAUGUAUUUAAGAAAAUAAAUUCUAUACAAAAACUUAUUUAGAAUUAAAUACUCGCUAAUUAAAACAAAAACAAAAAACUGUUAUGCGCAUUUUACGUUCUUUAAAACAAAUCCAGAUACUGCUCCUAUUUAGAUAAUAUCUAUUUUCUCUUGCUUAAUAUUUGAAUAAAUAUGUUUUUUCUUUCCAA